Molecule: messenger RNA, 3292 nt
Organism: Fukomys damarensis (Damara mole-rat)
Lineage: Eukaryota; Metazoa; Chordata; Mammalia; Rodentia; Bathyergidae
Gene: Zbed8
Product: zinc finger BED-type containing 8
Exons: 3
Coding region: 330-2102 (590 amino acids)
Source: RefSeq, a predicted model, not a curated record
UGGUGCCUGUAAGAAGCCCAAGCAUCCCCUGGCCUGCGCUUCGGGCUCAGCAGGGCGGGGAUCCCGCCAGUCUUCCUGCCACGGCCCUAGCGCGCCCAGCCCGCUCCCAACUCCGCUCUUCAUAACCGCGCCGUCAGGGCCGCUCAGUUAGGAGCAGCGUGCUCUGUGCAUGCAUUCUCAUAAUCAAACCUCCCACAGCCCUGUAAGGCUGUUGUUAUUCCUAAACACAGAGAAGCAAGUGAAAAUUGUGAGGUUCUAAAACACAGGAAAGCCUCCUGGGCGAAGAAAAUUCUGUGGCGUCUCUGGACCUGAGAAUUUUUUUGUGUGCCAUGUCAAAGAAACGCAAAUGGGAUGAUGACUAUGUACGUUACUGGUUCACCUGUACAACAGAGGUUGAUGGGACCCAACGCCCACAGUGUGUAUUAUGUAAGUCAGUAUUUUCAAAUGCUGACCUCAGGCCCUCGAAACUGUCAGACCAUUUUAACAGACAGCAUGGUGGUAUAGCUGGGCAUGAUCUCCAUAGUCAUGUGCGAGCACCAUCUGAUCAGAGGGAAACCUUGAAAACACUUGGAGUUGCAUCUCAUGAAGAUGCCUUAUUACAAGCAUCGUAUCAGUUUGCAUAUUUAUGUGCCAAGGAGAAGAAUCCUCAUACAGUCGCUGAAAAAUUAGUGAAACCUUGUGCCCUGGAAAUAGCACAGAUAGUUUUGGGACCAGAUGCACAAAAGAAACUUGAACAGGUACCUUUGUCAGAUGAUGUGAUCCAUUCUAGAAUUGAUGAAAUGAGCCAGGAUAUCUUACAGCAAGUGCUAGAAGAUAUCAAAGCCAGCCCUCUUAAGGUGGGUAUUCAGCUUGCAGAGACAACAGACAUGGACGACUGCAGUCAGCUAAUGGCGUUUGUUCGAUACAUAAAAGAAAAAGAGAUUGUAGAGGAAUUCCUAUUCUGUGAACCACUGCAGUUAACCUUGAAAGGAGUAGAUGUGUUCAAUCUCUUCAGAGACUUCUUUCUGAAGCACAAGAUAGCACUUGAUGUUUGUGGCUCUGUUUGUACUGAUGGUGCCUCCUCUAUGCUGGGAGAGAAUUCAGAAUUUGUUGCCUAUGUGAAAAAAGAGGUGCCUCAUAUCGUGAUCACACAUUGUCUGUUGAACCCUCAUGCACUUGUCGUGAAGACAUUGCCUGUAAAACUGAGGGAGGCAUUGUUUACUGUGGUGAGGGUAAUAAAUUUCAUCAAAGGGAGAGUGCCGAAUCAUCGCCUAUUUCAGGCUUUCUUUGAAGAAAUCGGUAUAGAAUAUAAUGUCCUCCUUUUCCAUACAGAAAUGAGGUGGCUUUCCCGAGGCCAGAUACUUACCCAUAUCUUUGAAAUGUAUGAAGAAAUAAAUCAGUUUCUUCACCACCAAAGCAGUAAUUUAAUUGAUGGUUUUGAAAACAAAGAGUUUAAACUUCACCUAGCAUACCUUGCAGAUUUAUUCAAACACCUAAAUGAACUUAGUGCAUCUCUGCAAAGGACUGGGAUGAACACAGUAUCUGCUAGAGAAAAAGUGUCUGCUUUUCUUAGGAAGUUUCCAUUUUGGCAAAAACGAAUUGAGAAAAGAAAUUUUACCAGUUUUCCUUUUGUUGAAGAAAUAAUUAUCUCAGAUAAUGAAGGACUGUGCAUUGCACAGGAAAUAACACUGCAUCUCCAACAGUUGAGCAACUUCUUCCAUGGAUAUUUUUCUGUCGGAGAUCUUGAUGAGGCAAGUAAGUGGAUCCUGGACCCAUUUCUUUUUAACCUUGAUUUUGUCGAUGAUGGUUAUUUAAUGAAAAACGAUCUUGCCGAAUUACGAGCUAGCGGCCAAAUCCUAAUGGAAUUUGAAACAAUGAAGCUUGAGGAUUUUUGGUGUGCUCAAUUCACAGUGUUUCCGAACCUGGCAAAGACAGCUCUAGAAAUCCUUAUGCCAUUUGCAACUACGUACCUUUGUGAGCUGGGAUUAUCAUCACUUUUACACUUUAAAGCAAAGUCCAGAAGCUGCCUCAGUAGGAGUGAUGACAUCCGUGUGGCCAUUUCAAAAAAAGUUCCUCGUUUCUCAGACAUCAUUGAGCAAAAGCUACAGCAGAAGUCACUGUGAGCUAAUACACACUUUUUUUUUUUUUGGUACCAGGGAUGGAACCCAAGUCCUUGUGCUUGCGAGGCAGGCAGUGGAACCACUGAGCUAGAUCCCUGGCCCUACACACUUUUAAUGCAUACUUUUUAGUAUAUUCUUGAUAUCAUUGUUAAAUUUAGCUGAACUCUCUUUGCUUUCCUUUUAUAUUUAUGGUAUAGUGAAUUAUGUUUUAAAAUUUUUGCUACUUUAAAUGUUAAUGAGGCAUGUGAAAAUAAUGUUUUAAGAAUAAGAAAACUUGAAGGCAGUACCACUGUCUAGUAAACAUACAGAAUUUUUCUAAUUCUGAGUUUCUAUGUAACCUCUUGAUGCAAUGCAUAAAGAAAGACACCUAAGCAUAGAAUAUCAAGCUAAAUGAUACAGUAGCCUAGGAAUUGAGCCAAGAAAAAAAAGAAAAGACCUCCCAGGGGUCAAAUGACAAAAUGCACUUUUGUGGGCCUUUUUCUUUUUAUAGUAGUAAAAAUUCAGCCAGGGAGCUUGGGCAUUCAAGGAAAGUGCACCACCACUCAUCCCCAUCACUGUUUAGAGACAAAGUCUCACUAAGUUACUGGCCAGGCUGUCCUGGAAUUGAAAAGUUCCUGCCUCACCUUUUCAAGUAGAUGGGAUUGCAGGCAUAUACCGCCGUGCUUGGCCAAAGGACAGUUUUAACGAAAUGGCUAACAAGGGUUUUUAUUUUCAAAGUCUACAGCAGUUUAUUUUCCCCUGAAAAAGAAGUAUGUUGUUUGCUAAUUGAAGAAGAAAUUUUGAUUUUUUUAAUGUAAAAAACUCCCACAGUAAUGCAUAUAUUAGCACAUAUAACUCCUUCCUGCCAAGGAAUAGAUUUUUUUUUGUUGUUUUUGCUAUAUAAUUAAGGUCAUCGAUAAAUUCCUAAAAGGAUAUCAAUCAAAAUAGAGAUGUGAUCUUUGACCAGCAGAUGUUACUCUGCAGGUUUGGUUGAAUGCAAACUUGUAUCACAGAUCUCACUAUCUGAUUUUAAACAUGUCUACAAAGGUUGUUAGUGACUCAAAACUCCAACUUGAACCUCUGUUGGCUCAAAAUUAGAAGACAAAAACUGUGGUGGAGCCAGUAAUCUCUCUAAGAAAUCACUCCAAAGGCUGAAGCAAGAGGAUCACCAUGAGUUCAAGGUGAGCCUGAGCUACAUAGUAAGUUCAAGUCCA